This is a messenger RNA of Ectocarpus sp. CCAP 1310/34, 442 nucleotides long. The record is from the annotation of a GenBank genome assembly. Lineage: Eukaryota; Phaeophyceae; Ectocarpales; Ectocarpaceae.
AUGCAGCCAACGAAUCAAGUUUGUGAAAUAUGCCCCACGGCAUCAAAUGUGCGUCCUCACUACCCAACCUUCUACCCCCGCACCAGAUACGAGGUGAAUUUCGAGCCGCAGUCGGGCAUCAUCAACGACCUCUACCAAGGGUACGUGCGGACCCCCGCGGGGCAGUGGGCGACCGUGUCCCUCCCCCUGAACCGCCUUCUGCUGACGGGACAGGGCCAGAUCCGCGACAUCCAGAGGAAGUGGGACAUGGGGAUGGAGCUCAAUUCGAUCGGAUUCACCAUCGCAGACGGGGUCGGCGGACCGUUCCGCUUGGACGUAGCGUGGGUGGCGCUGGUGUCAGAGGUGGAUGAAGGCAAGGACGACGGGGACGCGCCCAGAAAAAAACCGCUUCCACCAAAGGACGGGGUUAUGUCGUGGUAGAGGAAUCCGGCCAACUCCAAUU